GCUUCAGGUGACAGAGCGAGCGCAGUCAGUGGCGUCACAGAUCUCGUCUGAUGGACUCAACAGAACCUUCGCCGCGAACUGCACAUCAUUAUGAAAACAAUAGCGAUUUGCUAUUUGCGAUUGGAUUAUGAUAUUUUUAAAGACAGUGGAAUAUGACACAGGGAAACAGAGCUGCUGAGGCGAAGUUUUGUCAGGUGUGGAAGAAAAAAGCGUUUGGACGUUAAAGGCGAAAAGCUGCGUUGACUAGAUCUCAAUCUACAUGUCUCUAAAGAGCUCCUGAGCCCUCUGAAGAUGCAAAUGAUUUCUGCCAUGCAAAAUACCGUGUCUCCAGCAGCAGCUUUCAGCAGUGGUAGGUUGUCAAUGUCUAAUGCUACCGUUCAGUUAUCCAUGUUUGGUUAUAUUCAGCAUCCACUCCAGCACUCAUGAUGGUUUAGUCCUGCUGUGAGAGCACAACAAUGACAUCCAUGGUUGCCAAUGGGACUCGAGGUGGCCAGCCACUGGUCCUGAAAGGAGUGGACCCUGAAACAUGCAUGAUCGUGUUCAGAAACCACUGGGCACAGGUGGUGAAGAUCCUAGAGAAGCACGACCCGUUGCGCAGUAUUGUUGGUGGUCUGGGUGGAGGUCACGGUCUUGGUGGGGGCGGAGGACUCGGCAGCUUCCGUUUCGGUCCAGUCCCUGGCGAUGAGGCCAGCGCCGUGCAGAACUAUGUAGAGCACAUGCUCUUCCUCCUCAUGGAGGAGGAGUGUGGUCAAAACGGAGCCAUGGGGCCCAUCCUGGAGUUUGUGGUGAUGGAGAACGUGUUGGAGAGACUGUUUAUCUGGAGCUUGAGGCGAGAGUUCACAGAUGAUAUGAAAUUAGAGCAACUGAAGAUGUAUGAGAUGCUGAUUGGACAAGCCAGGCAGCCAUUACUUCAUCAUAAACCAGUGCUCAAGCCUUUGAUGAUGCUUUUGUCAUCCUGCUCCGGCUCCCCAUCGGGUCCAAGCUCCCCUGCUGUGGAGACAGAGCUUGUGCUGCUCCUGAACCAGCUGUGCUGUGUUCUGGCUAAAGACCCAUCGGUUCUGGAGCUUUUUUUCCAUACGAGUGAGGACCAAGGAGCUGCUAAUUUCCUUAUCUUCUCCCUACUCAUCCCUUUCAUACACAGGGAAGGGUCAGUCGGACAGCAGGCCAGAGAUGCGCUUCUGCUCAUCAUGGCUCUUUCUGCUGAGAACCAUGUUGUGGCUAAACACAUCGCAGAGAACACCUACUUCUGUCCGGUUUUGGCUACAGGUCUGAGUGGGCUUUACUCCUCUCUGCCUACCAAGUUGGAUGUACCCAGUGAAGAGUGGCACUGUCUGCACCGUGAGGACUGGCAGCAGCUGCCUGCUCUUGUGCAAUUUCUUAACUCCUUGGAGUUCUGCAAUGCUGUCAUACAGGUGGCCCACCCUUCCAUCAGAGACCAGCUGGUAGGCUACAUUCAUAAUGGUUUUCUGGUCCCUGUUCUAGCACCAGCAUUACACAAGUUGACACUUGAAGAGGUGAUGACCACUACAGCAUACCUGGACCUCUUCAUACGCAGCGUUUCUGAACCUGCAUUGCUGCAACCCUUCCUAAGCUUCAUCCUGCUCCAUCGUCAUGACAAUGUACACAUUUUGGACACACUAGUUAGUCGCAUCAACACUCCCUUUCAGCUUGGCACUGUAUCGCUGGCCCUGUUCCGCACUCUCAUUGGCUUGUAUUGUGAGGAUGUCAUGCUCCAGUUGGUAUUCAAGUACCUGAUCCCCUGUAACCACAUGAUGUUGAGUCAGCGUAGAGUCCUGAGAGAAAGAGACUGUUACUCUGUAUCAGCCGCCAAGUUUCUAGCCCUUACACCCUCCUGCUGUUCUCCAGAGGUCAUCCCCCCUCCACUCAGACAACUGGACUCUAUCCUCUGGUCAAAAGGCACUGAUGGCUCCCAUAUAGGAACUAUGGAAUCAAAAGAGGUCCUCUCAGAGGAGGAUGACUGUGGUAACUCCUGUGUCAUUGGCUCAGAGAUCCACCUGGAUGUCAGUUACCUGCACUACUUGUACGAUGCACAAAACAGCAUCAAUUACUGUAUGGGAGCGUGCCGUGUGUGGUCGGCCCCUUACGAUGGGGAGAACCCUCCUCCAGAAGGAUACCAGUGCAGUACCUUGGAAGAAGCAGGUAGGACUCGGCCAUCAGCUACCAGCAGAAAAACCCCAAAUCAAAUGCAUCGCUCCGGUCCAACCCUCAAAGAUCACACUGCUACUCCCGGAUUGCUGGAGCUGGAGUGGGAUGAUAGUUAUGAUGCUUGUCCUACACAACUGCAACCAGAGGAAGAUCCCGAGACUCGCCCCAUCCCGGACGAGCCCCCAAAACACAUUCAAGAACUGCGUAGAACUGCUAUUAUGAUUGUGAAGGGCUCUUACAUCGAAGAGUCUGAGUUCCAGAAUGAUGUUAUGGUCUAUGAUCUGGUCGCUCAGAGGGAUGCUCGUGACUCUUGUAAUAGGUAUCAUCCCUCAUCCAAACCUACAGAAGCAGCAAAGCAUGAGAUGUUAGAUGAACCAGUAACUGAUCAAAAGACUACAUAUUCAGAAUCAAUGAGCAAUGGCUUGAGCUCCCCAUUAGAUGAAAUGGACAGUAAAAAGAGAGGGUCCCAAUCAGACUAUAAGUCACUGGAAGGGGAGGACCUUAUGGCCCAGUAUGAGGAACUCAUAAGGACUUUGGGUGCACAGCACAGUCCAGCAAAAACGGACCGUGAACUCAAGAGUCCUACAGACCUCAUGGAUGAGGAGGAAGAUGAGAUUGACUUUAACUCUUUCUCCCCAGAGACACCAGAGGCAGAAAAGUUACCAUCUACCUUUGGGACCAAACCCCGCAGUGGGAGCAGGGGACAUGCUGUACCUUUUACAGGUCCGUUUCUGAGUGUACUGCUGUCUCGUCUAGAAAACAUGCCAAGUAAUUCUCUCCAUGUGAACUUGCUUCUGACUGGCAUCCUGGCCCAGUUAGCUGCUUACCCUCAGCCCCUGCUGCGCUCCUUCCUUCUCAACACAAACAUGGUGUUCCAGCCUAGUGUCCGCUCACUAUACCAGGUACUGGCCUCAGUGAAGAACCAGAUUGAACAGUGGUCAGCGAAUUAUAAAGACUUCCCUGAGCUCCUCACAGCUGCCCAGCACUGCUUAUUGGCCAGGGAGAGUUCACUUAGAGACUCUCAGAGUCCACAGAAUGCAGAUUGGUUCCAUAGUUCUGAAGGAGACAUAAUCAAGACGAAACCGAAUAUCCAACCCAAAACUGUGGUUCCCCUAAAUAAAACGGAGGUAUACGCCACAGUUCUUUUCACAGAGUUCCUGAAAGAGCUCGCAGCCUUUGCACAAGAACACUCCAUCCUUUCUCAUCUUCCCACGGAGCAGUAGCCUCUGAUUCUGUUUUUAUCUUUGUUGGUAAUGUUUCCAGGAAACUUUUGAACUUUAGCUCUUAUUGUAAGCACUAAAACUACACUGUAAACUCUAAAUUAAUGUGGGAAUGUUUUUCAGACUUUUCUCUUUUUGGGAUAUUUUGAUGGGGGGUUCUUUCAAGCAUAUGUCUGUUGUGUGAAUAAUCAUUGAAACUUGCCAUAAAACACAGUCACUGAUUUGCCUUCAUUUCAUAAAGUUGACUUAGGGAGAGAAAUGCUGGUUGUCUUAACUUAAAUUUCAGGCCUAAACUAGAUGAUGUCCAUACAGUCAUUGAGCAAGAGGUGAGGAGACUUUACAAUACUUGAGGACCAGAUUCUCUAGACUGUAUAGUGCUGCUGAUGUCUUUUUGCUGGAAUGUUCCCAUGAUGGCCUUAUACUGAUAGUGCCUAUUCCUUUAGUCCUUAAUUUUCAACAUUGUCUUUACAGUUUUAUAUACAGUAAGCAUACUUAUUAAACCUGGUCACUUGGCCAUUUUAUGUAACUUAUGUGUAGGAUUGCUGGAUUUCCUCUCACUUUGAGAAACAAUUCCUCCACAGUCGUUCUGGUUCUGUGUAGAGCAUCACUGAUAUGAACUUUCACAUUUUCAUGAGUUGUUAAUGAACAUCUUUGAAACUAGCAGCACGCAUGCUUGUUAAUUAGGAUGAGGUGUCUGUCUUUAUUGGGGUAAGAUAUACACUACUGUUCAAACGUUUAAGAUUACUACGUUUUUGUUUUAUUUUAUUUAGAAAAAAAGAAAUACUUUUAGCCAGGAAGGACACGAUAAAUUGAUCAAAAGUGAAAAUGUUUUGCAACAAUAUACAAGUUUAUCAGCCCUAUAAAAUAAAUACUGUUCUUUUGAACGUAUUCAUAAAACAAUCAUGAAAAAUUAAUUACAGUUUUGACCAAAAUUUGAAUUCAGACUUUUUCUGCUUUUAAUAAGGAGAUGUAGCUGAAAAUUCAGCUUUGCCAUCACAGGCGUAGAUAACAUUUUGUAAUUUGUAUUAAAACAGAAUAGGUAUCUUAAUUUCCAAUAUUUCACGAAAUUACUGUUUUUACUGUAAUUAUAUCAAAUAAAUGCAACCGUGAUGAGGAUUAGAGACUUCUUUCAAAACCAUUCAAAAAUAUUUUAAAAUGUAGUGUUUUAAAACUAUUUUAGAGGGAUAUACAAUCUUAUAUUGUUACAGACAUUUAGAUUUUUGUUUCUUUGUGUUAUUGUUGCAUGGCCCCUGAAAAUGGCCAUGAAGGACAAUGAUUUUGCUGAAAAAUGAUCGGAGAGAUCACAAUCAGAGUUGCAUUCAUCUUUUCUUUCUUUUCUUUUUUAAAGAUUAGUACAAAAAAGCAGUUGAUAAGCAAUUCCAGUGUAUCUAAACACCCACAUGCAAAAGAGAUGGUGUCCAAAGAAGUUGAUUUAGAAGUAUUUUUACCAUGUUAUAUAUCAAAACACAUGAGCUUGUUCAGUAAUACAUGUUUUCGAUACAAACUGAUUGUUACAUGAAAUUUACAAGUGCACCUUAUUGAUUAUACAAAUUAGCGAUUAUGCUUUAAAUAGAAUUUUACAAGUAAUAUUUAAAAAUGUUUAUAUUUCACACAUUUGAUUAAUUGACUUCAAUGUAUCCAUUGGCUUUGAUUGUUCCAUACUUAUUUUUUUUUAAGUAGAUGUUCUGCAUGAAGUCCCUCCCUAACUGUCAAUCAAAAUUGAUUACCAAACAUCCUGAGGUCGCAAUUUAGCAUGUUAAUCCAAAGAUAUUUAUAUGCAUUUUUUAUGUACCACAGAUGACCUUUAUUUGGGGAAUCAAGAGCUAGAUUACAAAUUCUAUAUUAAAAUGCCUUUACUGGUGGUAAGCAAUACUUCAGUUUUACAUCUCUAUAGUUCUGUAUUUAGGUUGUAAAAAGAAAUCCUGAAUCUAAUGUCACCAGCUCAUCUUUUGACCUGCUCGUUUUAUGUUCAGACAGGAAACUGAUCAGCAUGUUUGUAUGUCAAAUGAAAAUGGCUUAUGUGUCAGAAUGUAUGAAGGCAUGACAUCUUGAAUAAAGAUAUCUCCUGUCCACUAGCACAA
Messenger RNA from Carassius gibelio (silver crucian carp), 5467 nucleotides. RefSeq names its product FHF complex subunit HOOK interacting protein 1A-like. Bases 456 to 3389 code for a protein of 977 amino acids. The transcript is spliced from 13 exons. Lineage: Eukaryota; Metazoa; Chordata; Actinopteri; Cypriniformes; Cyprinidae. The record is from RefSeq and is a predicted model, not a curated record.